AUGUCCAUAGCUUCGCUGCCUCCAAAAGUCAUCAAGAAAUUCGACCACGAUGGUAGCAGCAAGACAUACCUCGGACACUCGGUGAUAUGUCAGCUCCCUCAAGAUUCCCCGCUGGCCGCUACUUUGAGAGGCUUGCGCCAAACCCUGAGCCAGCACAAGCACUCUGAACUGUUCAAGAACGAGGCCCUGUUGCCCGCCUCCAGUUACCAUAUGACCGUCUUCAUCUGUGUGCGCGACCUAGAGCGAGGAGAGAACGUCAUGCCUAAGGACGGCUAUGCGCCGGAGAUCACGGAAAGAAGCGGGCUGACAGGGCCGUAUGACGAAUGGCUGCAGUACACCAUCCAAAAAGCUCAGGAUGUUUCCCUGGAGGAUCAAAUGCGACCGCCAUACAUGUUUUUUGUGGAGAAGGAGGUUCCUCAGAUAGGAUACAGUAUCGGUGUGAGGCUGGAAGCGACACCAGAUACGAGCCCCAAACUCGCGCAUCUGCGCGAACAACUAGAGGACUUAACAGGAAUUACGGCCCCGGCCUCUUACAUCUUCCAUGUGACUUUGGCGUAUCUACUGCGGGCCCCAACUCCGCAAGAAGGGAAUGAGUUGAAGGCGCUUGUCGAGAGUCAUCUUGCUAAUGCUCCAGAGACUGUGGAGUUCCCCGCCUAA
Pseudogymnoascus verrucosus is the source of this 657-nucleotide messenger RNA. RefSeq lists its product as uncharacterized. Lineage: Eukaryota; Fungi; Ascomycota; Leotiomycetes; Thelebolales; Thelebolaceae. Bases 1 to 657 code for a protein of 218 amino acids. The record is from RefSeq and is a predicted model, not a curated record. The transcript is spliced from 2 exons.